AUGGCAGAGGCUAUCGGCGCGGUCUCCGGAGUAUCAGCACUUGUCACGGCCACCUUGCAAGGAAGUAUAAUACUUCUGAACACAAUCAAGAGCUACAAAGGUCAUCAAACACGUGUACUCGACUUCUUGGAUGGGCUUGUUGCUUUGACCCAAGUUCUAAGCAAGCUCGAUGAAACGAUCAAGGCUGUCCGCGAUGUGGACUUCUCUAUGCUCGAAAUUCCUCUACAACAGUGUGACCACACGUGCAAAGCGUUGCACGAGGAACUUCUGAAAUGCUUAUCGAGAUCGAACGAUACCCAUACGAGCUUCCGAGACUGGCUUAGGCUAAAGUACAUGGGGGAAGAUAUCGAUGGUAUCCGAAGGCUGCUGGCUGAGCAUAAAAUGACCAUUCAAAUUGCCCUCGCAGACGCGCAUCUUCGCGAGUCCUCUGCUACGGUCGAAAGGAUCGAGAUUUAUACUGAUCUUCUGAACACUACAAAAGCCAAUCUUCAAGACCGUCUUGAGAGAAUUGACGAGAAAAUGGACAGGAUAAUAGUUCAAAAAAAAGGAGGCUCCGAAAAAGAUGCACAUGAGGUCAAAUUGAUUGAGGAAGAGCGGUUGAGUACUGAGAAAUGUCUUCAAAUCUGUACCCAGUUAUCCGACCACAUUAGCCAGAUCCAGCUCACGGCAAAGCGCAGCACCGGCCCAAAUGGGCCACUGGGUUCGAGUUCUCUACCUCAGAAAGUGGCGGACGAAGGCUUCCAGGGUUGCGUCGAUAGCCUUUCUCGCGCGACCUCAAAGUUGGAAGAGCAUGAGAGGCAGCUUUUUGAUCGGUUGAUUGAGAAAUCCAAGACAGCACUUUUCUCGGAGGAUGAUCGUACAGAUAUCGCGCGGCUACGAGACGAAUGGCUUACGACUCGGCAUCACCUGAAUAUUUGGUCCACAGCACAGAGCCAUCUAAGGGACAAAGUGAGCACUAUCGAGAAUUACGCCAAAGGCGACGCCAUCCAAAUUAUGGCUUCAACUGGGGAGAAGACCAUUCAUGGUAAAAAUCAAGGGUUAGGUGCGAAGACGGGACAGGUGGGUGGUUAUAUGAGUAAUGACACAAUCCAGCAGUCUCUGCGCAUGAUGGGGGGCAUUUUUGGUCAAACUACCAGGCUGGAUGACACAUAUCUGGAGAGAGAGAAUUCAAUCGGUGCUGUUAACGGCACGGCCGAGGGGACCGGCUCAAGCUUCAAAGGCAAAGGAUUCCAACUUGCAUCGACUCCCUCCUCGUGCAACCAGACAAUGUUGACAAGGUCGGCGAGGGAUGAAUCUCGCAGUUGA
Rhinocladiella mackenziei CBS 650.93 is the source of this 1305-nucleotide messenger RNA. RefSeq lists its product as uncharacterized. The transcript has 2 exons. Bases 1 to 1305 code for a protein of 434 amino acids. The record is from RefSeq and is a predicted model, not a curated record. Lineage: Eukaryota; Fungi; Ascomycota; Eurotiomycetes; Chaetothyriales; Herpotrichiellaceae.